AUGAGCGCUGAGCGGGUUGCAGUAACGCUACUCAUGUGGGUUCUUGUCGCCCUCUUGGUCUCUACCAUUUUUCUUGCGGCGGUGGGUUAUCGAAUGCGUGAGAGCCAGAACCACUUCUUAUACUUCCCCAACGUACCAGCGGGUAGCACGUUUGUUUGUGACAGCCCCCUGGAGAGGGGAUAUAGGAACUCAGAGCAGGUGCAUAUACGCACGGCGGACGGUCUAACUUUGCGCGGAUUUAUUAUGUGGCCACCAAUGGAGUUGCAAGAGAGGCCACGGCAGCAGCAUGACAUGGAGGAGAGAAUGGGAUAUAUGCUACGAGUUCCACCUCUAUCAGCAGCUUCGGACCGCAGUAAUCCGAAUCCCCCCUUCUUGGAGCGUCUUGAGGGGUCCGGUACCGGAUCUGCACAUCCGCAGUGCUCAAUUUUGUAUUUUCACGGUAACGCGGGUAACGUCGGCCACCGCAUACCCAUCGCGGCCAUGUUAUCCACCAAAUGCCGAUGUGCGGUACUCAUGGUAGACUAUAGGGGAUAUGGUCAGAGUGACUCGGUAUCCCCAACACAAGAGGGUGUUAUGUUGGAUGCGCAGGCAUGCUUGGAUUAUUUGCUUUGUCAUCCACACAUUCCAGCUGACCGUAUUUUCGUUAUGGGGACUAGUCUGGGUGGUGCAGUUGCUAUUCAUUUGGCUGCUGAACCCCACAACGCGAAGCAUAUCGCAGGCGUCAUAGUGGAAAAUACAUUUACUUCCAUUGGCGAUAUGGCCUCCGAGAUGGUGAGGCACGCACUUAACGGUGCUCAACCAUGUUUCUCGUUCUUGCUGUUAUCCUUGUUCGAAUACUAUGUUAAGCCGCUUUGCCUCCAUAUUAAGUGGCGCAGUAUUGACGCCGUGCAGAAGAUAUGUGCACCGAUGCUGUUUCUCUCUGGUCUGAAGGACAAUGUGGUACCUCCGCUGCAGAUGAAGAAAUUAUACUCCAAGACUUUCAGCACAAGAAGUCGUAGGUUUGUCGAAUAUCCUGAAGGGGACCACAACACCCUUCCGCUUAUUCCCGGGUACGGAGAGACGGUUAAUGCCUUCAUACAAGAUGUGCUUCGCCAUAGAGAACAGCUAAUUUAG
Messenger RNA from Trypanosoma brucei brucei TREU927, 1113 nucleotides. RefSeq names its product Bem46-like serine peptidase. Bases 1 to 1113 code for a protein of 370 amino acids. Gene Ontology annotation, cellular component: membrane. The transcript has a single exon. Gene Ontology annotation, molecular function: palmitoyl-(protein) hydrolase activity. The record is from RefSeq and is a predicted model, not a curated record. NCBI's taxonomy places the organism in Eukaryota, Euglenozoa, Kinetoplastea, Trypanosomatida, Trypanosomatidae.